Chara braunii is the source of this 2225-nucleotide messenger RNA. The record is from the annotation of a GenBank genome assembly. NCBI's taxonomy places the organism in Eukaryota, Viridiplantae, Streptophyta, Charophyceae, Charales, Characeae.
GCAAUUCAGAUCGCGAAGGAUCAAGCCCAGAUAUGGGAAGUGUCACAGGCACCCGCCAGUCGGAGCAGCAAGACUUAGUGUGGAGGCCACAUAAUAUGGAAGGUGUCAGAGAGACCCUCCAUUUAGAGCAGCAAGCGCCACGACCAAGAACGGAUUCUAUGGAAGGUGUUAGACAAACCAGCCCGGCCCAGUUAGAGCAGCAAGAGUCAAGGCCAAGUAUGGAGGUAGAGGAGUCUCAGGAGUACCCAUUGUCAGCGUUUGAUCGAAAGCGAUAUGCCACAUUGGAGGACAAUCCUGUAAUAGGCAUCGAUCUGGGGACGUCCUACUGCAAAGUUGCUGUGUUUCGCAACAACAUAGACGAUAUAGAGAUCGUUCCGAAUGAGCUUGGACAGACGAUCACUCCCUCCUGCGUGGCAUUCAGUAGGGAGGACGGCUGUCUGGUAGGGGAUGCUGCAAAGAAACACGGCAUGAAGAAUCCGGAGGAGUGCAUAUUCGAGGUCAAGUGCCUCAUGGGGCGAUCAUACCAUGACGCAAGUGUCCAGCAGGACAAAAAGAAGUGGCCUUUCCACGUGUCAUCAGGUCCAAAUGGGGGAGUUGUUCUAGACCUUCCGGACGCACCGGGCAGGCCAAGCUUCUUCAGACCUGAAGAAAUUUCGGCCUUUCUGCUGAAGAAGAUGAAGGAGAUCGCUGAGGAGUUCACCGGUUGCCGUCCGAUCAGGGAUGCGGUCAUUACUGUGCCUGCGUGCUUCAAUCACAGUCAGAGAAAGGCGACCAUGGCUGCCGGGGUCGGCGCCGGAUUGAACGUGUUGCGGCUGAUGAGCGAAACCACAGCUGCAGCACUGGCGUACGGCCAUCAGCAUCUGAUACGGACGGGGCCUGCGGAGAAGAACGUCCUGGUGUUCGACCUGGGUGGGGGAACCUUCGAUGUGUCCAUUGUCACAGUAAAGGCAGGGCCAGAUGGGGACUGCAGCUUUGUAGUGAAGGCAGUGGCAGGGGACUCUCAUCUGGGAGGUGCAGACAUAGACCAACGCCUCGUUCAGCAUGUGGCCGAGCACUUCAAGAAGCCGCUUCGCGGGGAGGAUUUACUGGGCGAGGGAUCAAUUCCGCAAAAGCUGAACCAGGCCGUUGUAGACGCUAAGCAUGCUCUAUCCACAACUAAGGACGUUAUCAUGGCAGAUAUCAAUUUGGGGUACCGUGACCAUGUCCUGAGCUUGAAGCUGGGUCGCCUCGAGCUUGAGGCACUGAGCACAGACCUGUUCCACAAGUGCAUGAGGCUCGUGGAACGAGCCCUUGGUGACGCCAAGGUCAGCAAGGACGAGAUCUGUGACGUUGUGCUGGUGGGUGGAUCGACGAGGAUCCCCAAGGUGCAAGAGAUGCUGACGGCAUUCUUUGGCAAGCCGCCAAUCAGCUCUGUCAAUCCUGAUGAGGCGGUGGCAUUUGGAGCUGCAGUGCAGGCUGGCUUGCUGGCCAGAAGCCACAAGUGUGCGGAGGCAAGCAUAUCCGUUCAGGAUGUCACAUCCGUCAGUGUCGGAGUGGACUCAAGGUUCGACAUUAUGGAUGUUCUUAUCCCCAGAAACUCCCCCCUUCCGGCCAUUGGAAGUACGGAGUAUACACUACUCGACGACGAGGUGUCAGGAACCGUCGGAUUGUAUGAAGGUGAACGUGCUCUCUGUGCACACAACAGGUUUCUCGGGGAGCUCACUGUGGAUGGCUUCACCCCUGGUCCGGCAAGAAUGCAGAACGACGUCAGAGUCGUGCUCACAAUAGAUGCCAACGGGAUUCUCCAUGCCGCAGCCGAGAUGCUCGCAAAGCACAAGGACGUUGGGAGAAAGGUUGAAACCCCGUUUACACUAGGAACUGGUGUUGUGACGUCUUUAGCCGAUGGACUGGACACUAGAACGGAUAGGUAUACGCUAGAAGCGGAGGAUGCCAACAUCUGGGCGGCAAAGGACUCCAUGCUCAGUCUAUGCUCUCUAAUUUUGUGGUUGCGAGCACAGCUGCAUUCGUCCAAAGAAGAUUGCCACACUGAUCUGGAGCUGCAGCUGCGUUUGAAUGAGGCCUGGGCAUGGUGGGAUGGCCAUGAGGAACUCGCUACAAAGGAGGAGUACGAUAGGAGAAUAGCUGAGCUGGAACAGUAUGCAGGUCUUGACUAAGUCCGACUCUUGUCGUGUGUACACCUUGUGUGAUAACGCCGCGAGUCUAUCUGAUUCUUGCGUCUUUGUCGU